AUGGAUCAAGUCGAUCGAGCAUUCAACAAAGCCGUCUCGGCUAUUCAAACACUUUCAACAUGGUCACAAAAUGACUCGCUACCUAAACCCCCCCUUACUAAUCGAGUCAAAUUGUAUGCUCUCUAUAAACAGGCAACAGAAGGAGAUCAGGGUCGAUCCGCUCAUCCUCCUCCUCCAGAAGACGAAACCUCACGUCGUAAAUGGAUCGCCUGGAAGAAAGAGGAAGGCCUCACCAAAACAGAGGCCAAGAAACGUUACGUGGCAUGUCUUAUAGACACUAUGAAAACUUAUGCUGGAGAUUCUACAGAGUCACGUGACUUACUUUUUGAGUUGGAAUUUCUAUGGGAAACCAUUAGAGACUUAAAGCCGAUUCCUCUCCGGUCGAAAUCUCCUGCAGUUUCUCUCUAUAGGGUCGCAUCGGGUGGAUUUAAUACUAAUAUAGUGAGGCCUCCUUCCAGAACUACCAAUGUGGUGGCUAUAGAGUCGAGCGCGCGUUCUGAUUCGCCGAAAAAGGAUUUGGAUCUGAUCCGCUGGCAGAGCGAGAUUAACAGAGCGGUUAAUCGGAUUUCACUCGAGUUGGAGGUGCUGGCCGAGCCUCAGGAGGAGCCGGGGAGCGACACCACUCGGUCUUGGCUUGCAAGAGCGUUGGGUGUGGUCUAUGCCUACAUAAAGCAGGGACUGCAACACGCCGUAGCAGAUUCCUUAGUUAUCUUGGUGGUACCGGGAAGAAAGCCUCUAACUACUGAGCCAAAAAAUAAGCGGACAGCUCAGAAUAGAGCUGCACAAAGAGCGUUCAGAGAGAGAAAAGAGCGUAAGAUGAAAGAACUGGAGUCUAAAGUGAAGUUACUCGAGGAUGAGAAGCUGCAGAUAACCAAUGAGACUGAGUUACUACGUUCUCAGGUUUAUACGCUUCUACAGGAGUUGUCUAAGUAUCGUCCUGUUGACCAGGAGGAGGAGACUAGGCAAAGCGAGGGUCAGAAAGCUCGGUCGAUCGAUGCGUCUGAUUCCGCGAAGUCCUCGCCAGUUUCUGCUGAUUCCACCACUUACUCUACGCUAGAGACUCCUGUUUCAUCGAUCUCGUCUAGUAAUGUGAAGGAUAUCUCGGGGUCGUCAGCAUCGUCGUCGUCUUCCUUUCAGUUUCCGUCUCAGUGGGGGAAUAGUUCAGCGUCGCCAGGAUUGACUCAGUCAGAACUCAACCAAUCAAGUUUCAAAGGUGAUUUUGACGAGGGAGUCAGCGACUUUUGUGCAGAGCUGGGCCAGGUUUGUGGUAGUAAGGACUGCCCAAUACCCAAGGCCAAACAACAAGUACAAGAGAAAUAUGCAUCUACUAGUUCAUCCAGUCUAUCGAUACCCGAAUUGAGCCCUAAAGUUUGUGAAAGCGUGAGUAGUGCGACUACUGCGGAAGAUAUAGAAUAUUCAUCAUCUCCAUUCUACAAUCUUCUGCAGUCAACUACAUCGGGAACUACUAAACCUUCAGAUGAAAUGAACUUCUUACUUGAUUCUUUCACGACUCCAAAUCCUACAGCUUUUAACACGGAUGAUCUUAUUUUAGGCAAUGAUCUGGAAGAUUAUAGUGGAAUGUUGAAGAAAGAUACAGAUGAUGACACUCUUGGAGGGUUGGUUACGGAAGUUUCUAAGUACGACCCAUUGGAUGAGUUGCUUGGCAGUCAAUCUCAAUUGAACUUGAUCACACCUGCCACUUUACCUAUUUUUGAUGGAGGAGACGAAAAGAAGGUGGAAGGAGAUGACGACAGUAAUGAAACUGUUCCUAAUACAUCCGGUAAGAUGAUGAAGUGCUCGCAGAUUUGGGAGAGAAUUACGUCACAUCCUAGGUUCUCGGAAAUCGAUAUCGAUGGACUAUGCAGUGAGUUGAAGCAGAAAGCCAAGUGUAGCGAACAUGGAGUAGUGGUGAAUGGAGGAGACGUUGGUAAGCUUAUUACGAAUGCAUUAGAUAAGAAAGGUUCUGAGGUGAAGGAGAACCGGUUUCUAAAGGGACUUGCUUGUUAG
Messenger RNA from Brettanomyces nanus, 2007 nucleotides. RefSeq lists its product as uncharacterized. The record is from RefSeq and is a predicted model, not a curated record. Gene Ontology annotation, cellular component: RNA polymerase II transcription regulator complex. The coding region runs from base 1 to 2007 and encodes 668 amino acids. Gene Ontology annotation, molecular function: fatty-acyl-CoA binding; DNA-binding transcription activator activity, RNA polymerase II-specific; transcription cis-regulatory region binding. The transcript has 2 exons. NCBI's taxonomy places the organism in Eukaryota, Fungi, Ascomycota, Pichiomycetes, Pichiales, Pichiaceae.